This is a messenger RNA of Paramecium tetraurelia, 1227 nucleotides long. RefSeq lists its product as uncharacterized. The record is from RefSeq and is a predicted model, not a curated record. Gene Ontology annotation, biological process: protein phosphorylation. Gene Ontology annotation, molecular function: ATP binding; protein serine/threonine kinase activity. The transcript is spliced from 5 exons. NCBI's taxonomy places the organism in Eukaryota, Ciliophora, Oligohymenophorea, Peniculida, Parameciidae.
AUGAAAGAAAAGUAACAUGUCGAACUAAGAAUGAAUCCUCAGAUUUAGAAAUAGUUUCAUUUCAUACAAUAGUAAACUAAUAACAGUUUAGAAAUAUUUAGUGGAUAAACAUUCAAUUUAUAACCAUUUUAUGGAACUCCUUCAUAAAGCAAAAUAACGCUUUAAGAUUUUAUUUUUGUAAAAUGUAUUGGAGUUGGAGGCUUUUCAAGAGUUUAUAUGGUGAAAAAGAAAUCCAUGGAAGAAUUUAUUAUAAACAUAAGAAAUGAGGUAAAAGUAGUUAAAAAUUUGUUAGGUAUUGCGUAAAAUGAAAGAGAUAUCAUGACUGUUCUUGAUCAUCCUUUUAUGAUUAAAUUAGAAUACGCAUUUGAAGAUUAAACAAGAUUUUAUUUUACAGAGAUUUGUUUAGCUAUGCUUUAUCUGCAUUCAUUAUCUGUGGUUUAUAGAGAUAUCAAACCAGAGAAUAUUUUGAUAGAUUUAGAUGGCCAUAUCAGAUUGUCAAAACUUAAUAUGACAGAAGAUGAUUAUGCAUACAGCUUUUGUGGUUCACCUGAAUAUAUGGCUCCAGAAAUGUUAUUGAAAGUAGGCCAUACUGUUUAGGUGGAUCAUUAUUGUCUAGGAGCAUUGCUAUACGAAUUAGUCACUGGAUUGCCUCCAUGUUAUUCUAAAGAUACUGAUGAGAUAUAAGAAUCUAUUCUUAAUGAAGAAUUGACGUUUCCUGAGAAAUUAAAUUUAUCAACUGACAUAAAGAAUCUAUUAUAAGGGUUAUUUUGCAAACAACCCUCCGAAAGAUUAGGAGAUAAUAAAGGAUUGUCAGAAUUACUUACUCAUUCUUGGUUUAAGGAUGUUAAUCUUGUGGCAAUUUUACAAAAAUAAAUUCCUCCACCUUUUAAACCAAAUCAAUUGAAAUUCAAUUACGAUUAAAAUGAUUUAAUGAAAGGAGAACUUGAAACAAGGGAAAAACUUCUAGGCAAGUCUCAUUAAGAAAUUAGACUAUUUAAAGCCUUUUAUUUUGACUCCAAAGAACAGAUAUAAAUGAAAUAGGAAUAAGCUAAAUUAUUGAAAUAGCAUUUCAUAAUGGUAACUCAAUAAUAACUGGCACUUAAUACUAAGUUUAAAUCAUAUAGAAAAAGUGUUGAACCUAAAGAACAUCAAUCAAAACCAUCAUCUCCAUAAAUUAAUAAUAAUAAAUAAUAGAAACUCCAUUCUGAGUAAUUCUAAUCUCUCUGA